This is a messenger RNA of Cannabis sativa, 402 nucleotides long. RefSeq lists its product as uncharacterized. The record is from RefSeq and is a predicted model, not a curated record. The transcript has 2 exons. Lineage: Eukaryota; Viridiplantae; Streptophyta; Magnoliopsida; Rosales; Cannabaceae. Bases 1 to 402 code for a protein of 133 amino acids.
AUGGGGUCUCUACUUGUUCCUACGGGUUCAAGAGAGGACUUAGAGCAUUGGGUGAAACCAGUUAUGGGAAAGAUUAAGGUUAAUGUCGAUGGUGCAAUCUUUGCAAGUGAUGGUCGAUUUGGAGCGGCAGGGGUGGCCCGGGAUUCUCAGGGUCGAUUCAUUGAAGGCUUCACAGUUUUACGAGUGGGGUGUGUGGAUUCGGCUAUGGCUGAAUUGGUGGCGGUUUGUCGUUCUCUUUUAGCCGAUUUGCCGUUAGUCUCAAUUAAUUUUGUUAAACGUUCUGUAAACAAAGCUGCACAUUGUCUUGCUCGUAGCUCUUGUUUGUAUCCAGAUCGUAUUUUUAGUGAGGAUGAUGUUCCUCCUGAUUUUCUUUCUAUUGUAGUGGUUGAAUCUUCUUAUUAA